Trifolium pratense (red clover) is the source of this 1809-nucleotide messenger RNA. Its product is annotated as FBD-associated F-box protein At4g10400-like. The transcript is spliced from 3 exons. The record is from RefSeq and is a predicted model, not a curated record. The coding region runs from base 505 to 1641 and encodes 378 amino acids. Lineage: Eukaryota; Viridiplantae; Streptophyta; Magnoliopsida; Fabales; Fabaceae. Gene Ontology annotation, molecular function: protein binding.
AGAAAGUCUUACUUAAGCACAUACCUAACACAUAACAUUUAGGCACAUCCAAUAGAAUUUUGACAGCACUGAAAUAAUUGUUACUUUUUUAAAAAUAAAAUAAAAAGUGUUUUCUUCUCUCUUCACUCUCCCGUCUUUUUUCUCUGCAAAAUCCAUAGAUCUCCCUUCAAUCAACCAAAGCUAAAGCUAUCUCCAAUCUAAGUUUGAAUAGCAACAACACAAAUAAAUGGAAAUGGUUUGAAAAAAUCAAGAUCCAGUGAAUGAUAAUGGGUCAACUGCCACUAUCUCUUCCCAUCCAACACCAACAUAAAUCAUCACCUCAAACAACCGAAUCUCGCCGAUGAUCUACCUCCUUCAGUAAUCGACUCACUUCCUCUGUUCACUUAUUCUUCCAAUUACCGCCGCUCCUUCGCUGUCACCGCCGCUGAUUGCGUUGAUUGGCCAAUUAGUUUUUGUUUGUUAGAAUUAGAAAAAAGGGGUUGCCCGCUAGGUUUUGAUAUUUCGAUGAUGAUGUCAUCGUCUCACCAUCAUCGAUCGAUUCCAACUGAAGAUAGGGUUAGCAAUCUUCCAGACUCAAUACUUUCUCACAUUCUCUCUUUUCUUCCAACCAAAUCCUCGGCUGCCACAAGUGUCCUCUCAAAAAGAUGGGAGACAUUAUGGCUCUCACUUUUCGAUCUCGACGACUUGGAUGGGCGGCAAAGCUUCAAAGACUUCAUCAACUUUUUGCCACCUCAUGAGGCUACCGAUACGAUUAUUAUUCCGUGUAUCAACGAAAUUAUUAUCGAUGCAGCAUUCCAACGCGGUGGAACUCAGACCCUAGACCUUCACAAGGUGUAUAGGCCCAAAGAUCAACUUAAACUAACUCGUAGAAUUUUCACUUGCAGGACACUCACUUUUCUCAAAUUGAAGAACCUAUGUGUGAACGACCUUCCUUUUUUACCAAAUAUUCCUCUGCUCAAAACUCUCCAUUUAGAGAAUGUGUAUUUCACAACUCAAACGCAUAUUUUCAAGCUUCUCUUAGCUUGUCCCAAUCUAGAGGAAUUGCAAAUAAUUCAUGUAAUUGUACUUCCUCCUAAGAACAAAGCAGCGUUCGAUGAGCACUUGCCCAGAUUGGCGAGACUCGUGAGAGCAACUGUGUCUGAUGAUAAUCUACCUAUUCCUUUCUCCUUGCUGUCUGGAGUGCAGAUUCUGAAUGUGAAAUCGAUAUGGCACAUCUAUAUCCAACUCCCCACUUUUCAAAAUCUAACUCAAAUGGAGAUAUUCUUCGCCAACUUUAAGGGUAGAAGUUGGCGCGAUAAGUGGAAUUGGACGCUAGAAAUGCUUCAACACACUCCCAAGCUCCAAGAUCUUACCAUUCAUGAGGAUAUGAAAGAUGCAAUUUGUGAGGACAAUUGGCACGACCCACAAGUUGUUCCGGAAUGCCUUUCAUCUCAGCUUAGAACUCUCUUGUUUAGAGAUUGUAUAGGCAGACAGUGUGAGCUUCAAUUUCUAAAAUAUGUUAUGAGAAAUUCAAUGGUGUUACAUUCCGUAACAAUUCACAGUGCCAAUUCCAUAAAUUUUAAUGCAAAGUACCAGAUGUUACUAAAAUUAGUUACGUUCCGAAGGGGCUCCCGCGCCUGUAGACUUAAAUUUCAUCGAUAAAGGCCGGGACACAUAAUAUUUCCUACAUGUCUAGUUUGUUUUUAGUAUAUUCUUCAUGUAUUUAAGCCUAUAUUUAAUAUAGGAUUUGAUGGUGUUUGAAAGACAUUAACUCUUUCUUAUUUUGUUCUCAUGUCAUAGAUUUUUAAUUAUAUAUUGGCUUUCAUGAAA